UAUUAUAAAAUCAUAUGACAAUUGAUAAGAUUCAUAACAAAAAAUAUUACUAUCUAUAAUUAUUUGGCAUAUUAUUUUACAACUGUUUAGUGUUUAUGGUAUAUAUUAUUUGCAUAGUUUUUGUUGUUUCUAUAAACUAUAAUUUUAGAUUCUUGACCUCGUGCUUCCAAAAUCGUUGUAUAGUGGAAAGUCGACUAUCAAUAUAAUUCGUGAUCAAAAUAUUUUCAGUUGAAAUUUAAAAUGGACGCCUUUAUGAUGAUACAACGAAAAAAGUUAACCAUAUUUACAGAUGCUAAAGACAACAUAUUGGUUAAUGAACUCAAAAAGAUUAUUGGAUGUAUCAUAAAAGUAGCACCAGCAAAUCAACAACUGUACUACAAAGAUGAAAUUAUGGACGACACAAAAACACUGUCAGAAUGUGGUUUGAAUUCUACUAUUGCUAAGGCACAAAGUCCAGCUACUAUUGGUUUAGCAUUGAAGAUGGAUAAUGGAGAAUUUGAGCCAUUAGAAAUGGUACCAUACUCAUUGCCACCAGAAUUGCCAUAUGUCAUGAAAAACCAAGAAACUAAUGGCCAAGAACCACCUAUGUAAACAGCAAUCACUAAAUAACAUGUUCAAAAAUGGGAUUUUUUUUUUAAUGGUUUACAAAUAAGUGAAAAAUAGCAUCUCAGCUUAAACUAAGAAUUUUUUUUAUGAUUGUCAACUGGUUAUAGUACUUUUUUUUUUAUUAUAUAACCUUAUUUUAUAUUUUAUUUAUAAUCAAUAAACAUGUCAUAAUUAUGAAAAUGGUAACAUAAGCACUAAACAAAUUAAACAAUAUUUUAUAAAGUUAUUCAAAUUUGUUCAUUUAAACAAUAUAUCAAGAUAUUCAAUUUGAUAAUUUAACAUUUAAAACAUUUAAUAUAAAUGAGUUCAAUAUAAUUAAUUUAGUUUGUAUAUUAUUUUCAAAAAAAAAAAAAUAAAAACGUAUUUGAUACAAAAUAUUACCUACCUACAUAUUAUAGUAAGAUGUUUAAAUUACUAUUUACCAUAAUACUAUGUAUUUUCAAGCAGGGAAUAAAAAUAAUUUUAAAGCAUUGAA
Messenger RNA from Metopolophium dirhodum (rose-grain aphid), 1081 nucleotides. It is a transcript of the gene EloB, whose product is annotated as elongin-B. Gene Ontology annotation, cellular component: VCB complex; elongin complex. Gene Ontology annotation, molecular function: protein binding. Lineage: Eukaryota; Metazoa; Arthropoda; Insecta; Hemiptera; Aphididae. Gene Ontology annotation, biological process: transcription elongation by RNA polymerase II. The coding region runs from base 241 to 591 and encodes 116 amino acids. The transcript is spliced from 5 exons. The record is from RefSeq and is a predicted model, not a curated record.